CCGCGGCCAUAGAGCGCGAAGGGAAAGAGCGGCGCGAUGGUGGCGGCGGCUGCUGCUGGCGGGGGCCGACGGGCCGCGCAGCUGGUGAGCCUGCCUGCUCUGAGGUUGUUGGCGGGUGCAGAGUCCCUGCAGGAAAUACAGACCUUUUCUGCCCCUCUACGUCUGCUUUGGAAGAGGUAGAAAAACUACAUUUACGAAAGGCACCGAAUUUCGCCCGAUAGAGUGGAGAGCCAUCAACCCCAUGAAGAAACGUGCCCGAGUUCAUUUGGACCUCUAUGUCUGCUGUGGUGCAAGAACCGUACUCUGGGCUGCCCUCCACCCAUGCCGCAGAACAUCCGGCUCUGUCGGAUCCAGUUGGAGUCUUCAGGGCGAAGCCUGAAGCGUCGGCGUUUGUGCUCACGUGUAGCGGUUUGCCGUCCGAACACCAAAGAACUCAUGGGUUGAAAGGCAGGCGCCAAAAUUAUCCUGAAAGGCUGGACUGUGCAGGCAAACUGCCUUGUCCCGGGCUGAUGGAUCUCCUUCCGAAAGAACCUGUGGAAACCGGAGGUCUUGUUGAGGAUAACAAGACGCCAGGCUGGGUUUUAACGAAGCAGGACUCCCUUCGGGACUGUCCGAGGGAAGGUUUAGGAGGGGCAGAAGGCAUGGCAGGCGUUGCCGUGGAAAGCCUGGUGCCGUUUUCUCAGACCGCACGGGACGCUUGUUGUUCAGAAGAGAAGGAGCCUCGGCUGGCCCAGGAGGGGAAAGAUUUUCCCCCAAGUCCUUCGUCCACUGAAAGAGCAGCAGAGCUGCAAAAUCUCGAAGAAGACCCAGCCAAAGUGCAGGUGGCACCUGAAAGCCUCUCAAAGCCCAUGCUAGAAACACAAGGUAUGACGGCUGAUGGGACUGGGCUGUUUAGUAAAACAGGAGAGGACGGUACCCGAGGGAGUACAGGUAUCUCACCUGAGAGCAAUGAGCGCUCAGAUCUAGACACAGUCCAUGCCAAAGUUGCCGUUUCAGGAGUCAGCACCUUAGUCUCUUUAGAGCCUUUCACUCUUCUGGACAAUGCCUCACCAGCGGAAGGACAGCUGCCAGAAGAAAAGGAAUGGGAAGAUCUGACAGCCUCCGCCCCUUCAUCAGCAGCCAGAAAGGUCCUUUCAAGUUCACGAGGUGGAGAAGACAAGCUCCUCGGUCAGGAGGAGCCCGUUUGUGCCAUCUCAAGUGGCGGGCUUCCUGCCCAGCAAGAUGAAAUGAACUUUCACGAUGCCGCUUCCACAGCGCCAGUAGCGGAGAGCAAGGCUCCCUUUGAGGGUUCUGGAGCCUCAGCUCUUCUUUUUGAGAGCAACCUGGAAUUGGGGAUGAUGAUGCUGUGGGAAGAGGGUGCCGAUGUCCAAGUCGUCUGUGAAGUGCAGACGGAACGCUUGACGGACAGCGAUGAAAACUUCAGCUGCAGCAGCUGUGAAAAAAUCAAACUUUUAGAAGAAUGGGCCUCCGAACCAAAGAUAGACGAGAGUCUGUGGCAGACAGGGAGCAGCGAUGAAUUGUCCAGUGACGGCGAGGAUGAACAAGGAAUGGAGAGCUGUGCAGAUCAUGCUUAUAGUUGUCUUUGGAGGAGAAUCCCUGAACCCAAGAAAGUUGCUCCUGUACAGCAGAGCAGCAGAGAAGACGUUCAGGAAGGCCCUCCUUCGGAGGAUGAGGGAUCGGCAGCCCUUCCGAGAAGGAACAGCACGAAUCCAGAAAGUGGCCUCCCCCUCCUCCAGGAUGAUGUCCAUUCGUCUACUGAAGAAGAAGAGGGUCAAGGCUCCUCAGGCAGUCGCAGAAUCGAAAAGGAGGAGGGUUCCCCGUGUCCUCCUCCUCCCAGGGGUGGAGGCCUGGUUAUCGGAGUGAAAGAAGAGAGAACUCUUUUGGAGGAAGCCAAGAGCUGUGGCUGCUUUCAGAAUAGCUUCAGUGCAAGGUCGGAUUCAUACCCUUCCUCCUCCUCCUCCUCCUCCGGGGACUCUUCAGGUCCUGGCAGUGAGUUAAAUGAAGGUGACUUGCUGGAAACGGAAAGCAGCAGCAGCCGAGGAACCGAUCUUUUGGAGAGGGCUUCAGUGGCUCAGCGGCCUGUCGUGGACGUCAGCUUCACGAAGGAUGAAAAACACUCUGAAGCGACUUUGUUUAGUGGAGAACUUUCAUUGACCCAAGAAGAGGAUAUAGAUUUUGAAGGCCCUGAGUUCACGGACAGCCUGCUCAAAGGAGACCCUUCGGGUACCUGUGCCAAGCUGGUGACACAGAACACAAAUUACUUUCUCCAGAACAAGGAAGAUUUAUCUUCAGCAUGUCACGACGGGGGUUGUUGUCUUACAGCGAAUGGAAAUCUGGAGUACACCGGAGACGUGACGCCGGGAGAUGCAGGCAAAAGGGCAGCUGACGUGGGAAGAGCACGGAGCGGGGCCCACAACCCUGGCGAGCAGAGCAGGAGCAACCUCUGUUCGGCCGUUGAGAUUUGCCGCACCCGUUCAGGAGACGUCUCCAGUGAGGCCCAGACAGUCGGAGCUCAAGCAGGCAGGGAAGACGGUAGUGGACUCGAAAUCAGCCACAGCUCUGUACCUGCGGAGAAGGCCACCCUUCCCUGGGCAUGUGGCGCGGGUGUCCCUGGGGCCUUGCCUGCCUGUGAAGGCAGCUUGGAUGGCUCGAAUGGAGCAGAGCCUACCCCAAAUGCUGUCUGUCCCGCAGGCCCGUCCCCUCCUGGCCUUUCAGCAGCAGGAGCGGCAGAGUCCUGCGCAGAAGCCAAAGCCCAGAGGACGGACGGUGGCGAGAGCGUUACAGAAUCCGAAGGAAUCCCAGAUGGUAACAGCGGCCUUUUCGCUCCCAUUGCCAACUUACAGCAAGAACCCGGGACGGAUGAUUCUAUGGAGUUUGAAUCCGAUGGGCCGGACAUGGUAGAGACUGUGAGAACAGAGGGAGGCGGCCAGGGGCGUGCAUUGGCAGGAAAGCCUGCACAGGACAGAGAUGUGGACGAAACUGCCCUUUGUGAACUUGCCAGGCUUGUGAACGAUCGCAGCAAGGAAGAGUCGGAAGGGAACCCCAAUCCUCCCACCUUCCCCUCUGCAAGUCACCUCUCUAAUUUGGAGCCUCGCCUGGACCCUUGUUGUCCAGACCAGGCACAGUGGCAAGGCUGUUCUCUGCUCCUGGUGGAUUUACAUCAUCCAGAUCCUGAUCAGCCAAGGAAAACCGCUGGUCAGCAGGAAACACAGAACGGUCAUCCUCACAGCCCAACGUUGUUUCAUCAGAAAAAUAAAUCCUUGGAGACAGCGUCUCUCUCUGAAUGCUCUCCACUUCCUUUGAUGUUCUCUGAGAGGCAGAAUGGAGAUCCUGGUAUAUCAACUGUGACCCAUUCAGCUGAAGAAGCUCAAAAACAGGCCAGCUGCCAUCAGAAUGAACCCCCAGGUCCGCAGAAGACCCAAGACCUAACUCUGCCAGCUUCCAAGCUUUUACUGGAAAAGGAUGUUCAGGAAACAUUUCAGCCAAACACAAUAGGCUCCUCUGAUAAAACGGUGCCAGAGUUAAACGGAAAUCUAUGGAAAAAAGAUCCCAAAGAGCUGGAAAAUUCAAAGCUGUGUUUAGGGAGCUUGGAAAAUCUCUCCAGGACUCCGAAGUGGCCUCAGCCCGUUCAGGAUCAGCCUUAUCAAGUUAAAACGGAGGAAUUCUGUUCUGUUCCUGCAGCAGUUGGUGGGGACCCGUCCAAUGUGCCAGAUCAAAAGCCAUCUCUAAAGUGUAACAGCAAGCCAGCUUCACCUCCGGGUCAAACCUGCUUCCAGCCAGACCUACCAACUUUUAUCCUUCUUGAGGAUCAGAGAAGUACAGAGGGAGUGGAUGCAGAGUCGUUUCGAAACAAAAAAAGAUCUAACUUGGCAGCUGUGCAGCCUCUCCAAACUCCAGGAUCCUGGUUAUCUCAGAGAGAUGGACCGUUUAGUUUACCGGCUUCAAAAGCUCCUUCCUCUCCUCGGGUUGAAGAGCAUCCUUCAGGGACCUUUUCGGCAGAGAGCAAAGCUGAUGAUCAGGUCAACUUAGUCAUUUCAGAGAAGGCUCACAUACGCUUUUCUGUCAAAGAGGCUGCCUGUGUCGAUUCUGCCCUGGCCGCCCCUGAAACUGGCCUAUGUUCUGUAGGUGACAAGCAAAGGACAGGAGGAAUUGUGUUGGGAACACCCAAACGCAGCCCGGAUCCCACCUUGAAGGAGACUGAACUCUCACUGGAAGAGGUCAGGAGGGUGAGCAGUCCACCCACGGACACUAAAGAUUCUUUGGGUGUUCCCGUACAAAGCUUGCCGUUUCCCGUAGGGACAGAAGAAAGGACCUUCCCGCUAGAGGAGAAAAUAGAGAUACGAACGCCUUGGGUGAGUCUCCAAGAAUGUGCUUCAGAACGUGGCGGGACUCAAGCCAAAGAUCCCUCAAAAUCAACAGAAAAUCUUGAGCGGCAUGAAGAGAACAGGAGUUACGCUUGGCAAUUAUUUCCAAAAAGAAAUUCCCCAGAGAUCCUUUCCAGGUCUAUAACCUUGGCUUUUCGAGACAGCCGCCUGUCAGGCGCCCCUACUCCAUGCUUGCGAAGGGAAGGCAGGUGUUUGCAGGCUGCGGGAGCCAGCCGGGAGCCAGCAGGAGAGCAGAAGAAGCUGCUGCCGGAGAGUCCCUCAGGCAGCCACGCCACUGAGGCGCCGGUUAAGACGGGAGCUCCUGAAUUGGGAGGGGGUCCCAAACCCACAGCAAAGGCUCUGGAGCAGGAAGCGGAGCCGACGGCCACUCAGGCUGGAGCUGCGUGUGGUGGACUUAGUCAAUGGAACCGAACCGGAAGGAAGGUGGGAGCAAGAGGAUUCCUGAGGCGGACAAUCCUUGCCACGGGGCCCCUUUUCGGCAGCUCUUCCCUCAGGAGGAGGGUGAAACCUGGAGACCUUGGGCAUCAGGCCCUCCCGAGGAGGAGCCUAUGGAGCAGCCGUGGUAGUGGGACCCCGUCCGGCCCUUUAAGGGAACCAGGAAGGCCAAAGGGAUCCGCAGACUUUAUGGAGUUGAGGCCGAUGGAAGGAGGAAGCCCGAAGCUUGGCUUCAGGGAACCUCUCCGGCCAUCAGAGGAUAAGACUCGCCCUCUUCCAGUCUCCUGCGUGUUGUCAAAAUCGGUUGGUUUUAGCGGUGAAGGAAGCCGGCGUGCCUUUGAAAGUGCGUGCAGAAGGAAACCCACGCUUCUGUUCAGGAGGCACUCAGAGAGGGGUCCCGCGCUGGGCAAGUUCAAGGCUCCGAAAGAAGGGCGCCCACGGCCAAGUCCUGCUUCCCUCAAGAACCCCAGGCCUGGGAUCAAGCCCAUGGGCGCCCCUUGCUCUGCCACGGCACUGGCCGCGCCGAGAAGCGAGAGAGCCGUGACCUGGGACUGCGCCCCAAAGCCCCGAGGCAGCCGGAGCACCAGGCUGGACCCCUUCGGGCUCGGCCGACGGGCCAAAGACCCACCUCUCCUGCGGAAGCUCUCCAAGUUGGCCGAUAAAUUGCUGGUGCCCUCGAGAAAUCCUCGAAAGUUCAAGCCGCUCCUGCACUCGUCUGAGCUGCUUCCUAUGCCGGAAAAAUACAACCACCUUGGAAGCCAGAAGCUCCCAGAAAUGUUCUCCUGUGUCAGUAUCAAGUUAAACGCUCCGUGGAUGAACAGCAGUGGUGGCUGUUUCAGGAUGUUCCACUCUCAGCCGGUGGGCUUUUAUCCCAUCGAGUCCACCAAGGUGUGCUGCUUCUUCGGGCUGGACAGCAAAGCGCCGCUGGCCUUCUGCACUCCAGUCUUCCCCGUGUCCUUCCACAUACAAAUGGAUCCCAGCCCGACGAGGAACCUGCUGGGCAGCCCAGCCCUGCUGAGCAUCUCCCAGAGGGCGACUUCCAGGGAGGUCCCCACCUGGCAGGCGUCCGGAUGGACUUUCUCUUUCCUCCUGUCUCCGAGCUGCCUGAAUGUGGCACCCAUCCAGAAGGACGCCCAGUCCUCCUCUCUGAGUGCAAUCAAAGCCCUGGUGGGAGAUGCCAUCGCCCAGAACCUCCGUGGCCUCCAAACCGUCUUGGCUCUGCUUUCCCCGGGCUGCUCCCGGCUCUGGGCGAAGAAGCGACGCCUGGCUCGUCGGAGCCCGUGUCUCCCGAAGCCGAUGCUGCUGCCGUUUGCCCAGGAGGGCCUGAAGGGGUUUAGAAAAGGUUCCCCUUCCGGGCCAGCUGAUCUGUUCUCCUCGGUGCCCCCUUCCCUGGGCAGGGCGCUGAGCACAUGGAACCGGCAGGGUCUCUCCCCCGGCCCCUCCGAGCUCCCUCCUCUCCUCUCCACUUGCUACAAAUGGCAGCCAGUCCCGGCUGCUGCAGCCGCCAGCCUGAGCCUCAGGAACAGCUCUGCCACGUUGCCCCCACUACCUGACCAGUUCCUUGAAGCUUCGGCUGCUGUGACGGAGGAUGCCAGGUGGGAGCCUCCCUUUCCUGCGUUCUUGCCGACCCCUCGCCCAGUUGCAGAGCCGGCACCCUCUCGCCUUGGCCUUUCUGCACCCGAGUUUCAGGCCCAUCGCUUGGAUGAACUGGACGCUUCUGCCCCCAUGUUGCCUCGGAGAGAUUCUCCCCUCGAAAAAGCUGAAUCGGAGAAGAGGCCCAAGAGGGUGUCCCAGAUCCGCAUUCGGAAGACGAUUCCUAAGCCAGACCCCAACCUCACCCCCAUGGGGCUUCCCAGACCCAAAAGGUUAAAGAAAACAGAAUUCAGUUUGGAAGAAAUCUAUACCAACCAGAACUACAAGUCUCCCCCUCCGACCAGGUGCCUGGAAACCAUCUUUGAGGAGCCCAAGGAGAGGAACGGCUCUUUGGUCUCCAUCAGCCACCAGAAGAGGAAGCGGAUUUUGGAAUUCCAGGACUUCACCGUUCCCCGGAAGAGGAAAGUUCGCGGCAGAGUCAAAGUGACCGGGAGUUUCACCCGGGCCCAAAAAGCCGCCGUGGAGGGAAGAGAACUGGAUGUCCUCCUGAUUCAGAAACUGACAGACCUUGAAACGUUUUUUGCCAAGCAGGAGGAGCAGAGGGAUGCUCCUGGCAGUUGAGGUUAGGCCACAAGCUGGAGGUGGCGCCGAGCCUUCUGCUUCAGCCUUCCUCUUGCAGGGCCCCGAGUCUUCCCUUACUCGCCACUCAGCUCUGGCCUCUCAGUGACCCGGUCCUGCCUACAGACCUGUCCCAAUUAGGGGUGGUGGUGGGUCAUUAAGCUUUUCUCUUAAAACACUGGAGGAGAACCCUUCGCUCCCUCGAGCACAGGGCAACGGCUGUGUCUUCCUCCUCCAUUGUCACUGGAAACGUGUGUGGUUCUGAACAAAUCUCCAGGGAAGGCGGACAGGGCAGGUCACAGGCUAGAAGGGAGGCACCGGGAAAGAUAACAGGAGUUCAAGGACUCCCUGAUGUGGCAGGCUUGGAAUUGGCCUCGGCUGCGCUUCACUUUUAGGACCCCCUCCGGGCGCUGGGGUUCAGAAGUGGGGAAUGACGACUGGCAAGAUGGCACACCCGAGCAUAUGUAAUUCACAGGCAUCUCUUACUCGGGCGAAACCAAAACAGGUGCAGUGAUUCUGCCCUCUGUGAGCAGCAAGAGCCUCCUGGGGGACCCGAAGAGGAGUUGUUGCGCUUGGUGUCGCUGACGUGCUGCCUGGAGGGCCCCCCGAUCCCCAUGCAUUGGAUGGGGUGCAGGAAGAUGGGGUCCAGGUUGCCUAGGAAAUGACAUUUUAACCAUUUUAAGUUUCCCCGGCUCUGGGGCGGGGGAAAGGAGCGAGGAGGGAAAGAGUCCCUGUUGAGCCUUCUCCUGCCUCGUUCUCCACUGUGUUCCUUUGAGUGGUAUGGAAGGAUCGUGUAGGUGCCCAAGGGAGGGGGGGAAAUACGCAUAAGAGAAGACAGCCGUUCUCCCAGAAUUGGUGACCCACCAGACUGGAUUGUUCCACCCCACCCUAGGGGCACCAUCCCCCCCUCCCCAACUCCACCCCUGAUCAUCAUCUCUCCCUUCAGGUUCUGACCUGAGCAUUGCACAUGCGGGGCCAAGCAUUUACCUAGCUGGUUGAGUUGAACCAGUUAAGAAUAAGCAAAUCUGUAAAGUGUGGAUGGCCGGACACUAUGGGGUCUCGGCACGUGGAAGUUGGGAAGCAGCCAGGAGUGGUCGGUGGCUGUGCUUCUCAGGAAAUGUGAUUCACACCCACGCCCCGCCCUAGGGAUGCUGCUGUGCUCUGGGGUACUCUGUGAAGUCUCUGACUUCCGUGAAGGUUUUCCCGUGGCAAACAGCAGCUGCUGAGCUGUCUGCAGUGCCUAGGAUUUGGGCCAGCAUUAAUGGCUGAAUGGCUCAAAGUUCGUUUCCUCUCCCCCCGCCCUGUUCUAUAAAAUGUGCACUUUCUCUACCCCUGCCCACCCCACCCACCAUGGAUACCUCCAGAACUUGCAUAGCUCUAGAAUCCAGGAAAUAGCCGGUGACGGGAACCGAGGCCAACCCCAGGAGCGGAAGGGUGCCCUGUCCCACUUUCUUCUCCGCCGUUCCUGGGAGUGGUUCAGGAAGGAAGCGGCCUUCCGCACGGCCAUCUAGGGGGGCCGAAGGGCAGGGCCACGCAUGUGCCUAAAAGGACAGGUGGAUUUCAUUUCCCUCCCUCGUUGCUUGGAUGAUCUUCUCCCAGUGUGAUAAAAAUGAACAUUGUGAAUUGUCUUUAGUUGUUGAGACCCCGCGGGCCGUUUUGUCUGUGAUUGUCUGAUAUGACGCGUUUGUGACUGCAUGCAGAUCAGUGGAUACCUGAGACUGUCAACCGAUACCUUGGUCACAACAGGAGGUCCGAAAGUAACGUUUUGAAUGACCGAAGUUGACUCGUCAUUAGAAAUACAUUCAAAAUCCUUUCAUCCCAUAGUGGGGCUUCGGACACACCACACUAGGACCGAUUCCGACGCAGAAUUCCCCGAUUCGAUUGUUGAGUUGAUGUUCGAGUGGUGCUAGGCGGGAUGAAUGCGUCCAACUUCGGCUCAUCUGCCACGGUGAAGUUUUGAAAUGUCUGCCGGUAUGUUUCAUGCGUGUGCUUUUUGUUGCCGUUCUUGCUGCUGUCAACUUCCUUUUGCAGUGACAUUUCUGUCAAGGGGUUCCUUCGGAGGGUGCCCGCAAGGACCGACAGGUCAGAAAACUGUGUUGCCAUUCACUAGAGAGAGAAGGAGUCACAGGGCAGGAUCCGUGUGAACCCCCCAUCAAGAGAGGAGGUCCCGCACCACGAUGCUGCUGAAAGGGGGGGCAGUCUCUUUCCCUGGGCUGUCCUGGCCCUCAGACCCCUCAUUUUCCAUCUGUGUGUGCUUCUGCUGACUGUCCUCUAGGACCCACGGACCAAGGGGGAGCAGCAGCAGCAACUGUGACGAUGGAGCUGCUGCUGCUGCUGGCGGCAUCCUAAAUCUUCCCCUCUCCGCGCCUCAGAGAGAGAGGCCGAGGAGGCUCCUUGGGAAGGUCUGCCUUCCGACAGGACUCUUUGAGGCUUGCAGUACAAUCAUGGAAAAGAUUCUAGCCGGUCCCCCCUCAGGAAAAAGCCAAGCCGUCUCGGGUGUCCUUCCAGGGGCGACAGGGCUCCAAAGAGCAGUCCGAUCUGCUUUGGGAAAGUUGUGCCUCCCUGAAUGAAGUCCUGAGUAAUUGUUUUUUUAAAAAAAGACUCAUUCCAGUGCCCAGUGGCAAGGGCAUCGUAAGGAAGGGUGCUCUCCCAGAUGGUCACUGGUCAGAUCUUGAGUCCGUGUCAAGCUUUUCUGGCUUAUCUUAACCUUUUGGAUGGAGCUGCGGCUACUUGUGUGGUUUGUCGCCCAAAACAGCUGGUAAGAAAAGCUUGUUUUUAAGCCUUUCAUCUCAAUAAAAAUCAAAUGGAAAUUUGCACACUUUUAUAGGAGCUCCCGCUUGUCAUACCAUCCUCGUGUGUUGUUUUUGGUUGUUGUUUUUUUAAAUUCCACUUAAGCCUGAAUUUUAAAUUUCACCUUUUUUUCCUUUAAGUUAUGGAAAUAAACAAAA
Pogona vitticeps (central bearded dragon) is the source of this 9979-nucleotide messenger RNA. RefSeq names its product proline rich 14 like (gene PRR14L). NCBI's taxonomy places the organism in Eukaryota, Metazoa, Chordata, Lepidosauria, Squamata, Agamidae. The record is from RefSeq and is a predicted model, not a curated record.